Messenger RNA from Oreochromis niloticus (Nile tilapia), 1548 nucleotides. Its product is annotated as B-cell receptor CD22-like. The transcript is spliced from 8 exons. Bases 102 to 1538 code for a protein of 478 amino acids. The record is from RefSeq and is a predicted model, not a curated record. NCBI's taxonomy places the organism in Eukaryota, Metazoa, Chordata, Actinopteri, Cichliformes, Cichlidae.
CUUUUUUUGAACACUUCUUUAAAAACCUCACAUCCAAAGAACUGACUGCUCGACAAACAUCAUGAAAAUACUCCCUUAAACUUCACUCUCUUUCGACAAAGAUGGCUGGGACUCUGACUUUUCUUCUCGUUUGUUCUCUGCUGCAGGGUGCUCUGUGUGAAAAGUGGCCAGUCAAAAUGCCACAGAAUAUAAAUGUCUUGAGAGGAUCCUGUGUGACCAUCCCCUGCUCCUUUGAUAUAGAGAACAAGCAUGAAAAUGACUUAGGUCAUACAUGUAAAGCAUAUUGGACUUAUUCACAUCCAAUUAGUGGUGAAAAUGCAAAACUAAAGCCAACUAAAGACAUGACAGGAGAUCUAACAAAGAAAGACUGCACCACAACUUUCAAUAAUACACGUCUCCUUCAAAGUACUAAAUAUUACUUCAGACUGGAGUGUAAUAAUGACCUGAAAUUCACUUUUACACAAGCUGGUGUGGAUAUUUCAGUAAAAGAUGAUCCUCCCUCUCCGACUCUGACUCCAUCCACACUGGAGGUGAAGGAGGGAACCUCAGUGAGUCUGACGUGCUCUGCUCCAGCUCCAUGUUGGUCUCAUCCUCCAGCUCUGACAUGGACCCCUAACCUGGGUCAGAGUCAGGAGACACUGCAGGAGAAUCAGGACAAAACUAAAGUCAAGUCCUCGGUUAUGAAUUUCACUGCUUCUCACCUCCAUCAUGGAAAUAAAAUCUCCUGCACUGCUGUCUACAGGAAACAAGAUGGUAGCCCUAAUGUCACUGCUGAAACAAGUUUAAUUCCUGUUAUUUCAUAUUCACCGAAAAACAUCACAGUUUCAGUCAGUCCCUCUGGUCCAGUACCAGAGAACAGCAACAUGACUCUGACCUGCAGCAGUAAUGCCAACCCAGCAGUAGAAAACUACACCUGGUACAGAGCUGAUGGAGACCAGGAGGCUCUCAUUGGGACUGGAAGCUCUUUUAAUGUUGCUGUUUCAAAAGUCAAAAGUACAUUUUUCUGCAAGGCUACAAAUGCACUUGGAUGUGAACGAUCAAGAAACCUACAAAUACAUGUUCAAUAUUCACCUAAAAAUAUCACAGUUUCAGUCAGUCCUUCUGGUCCAGUACCAGAGAACAGCAAUGUGACUCUGACCUGCAGCAGUAAUGCCAACCCAGCAGUAGAAAACUACGUGUGGUUCAGAGCUGAUGGAGACCAGGAGAAUUUUAUUGGGACAGGAAUGAGUUUAAAUAUUAAAGUCUCCAGAGACAGAAGAAGAUUUUUCUGCAAGGCUGAAAAUGAGAUCGGAGUUGGACGUUCCAACCUGACUCACCUUGAUGUUCAGUAUUGUGAAACACAUUGUGGAUUUUACAGUGGAGUCCUUCCUUGGGUCCUUGCUGGUGUGUUUUUCAGUAUCAGUGUGAUCUGUGCAGCUUUCCUUUGUAAAGUACAAAAGAAUGUGAAGCCACAAGAAGAGGACAGAACUUACAUGUCGCUGAAUCGUAGAAAUGUCGGCUCUUCAGAGUAUGAUGUCAUUAACACAGCUCCAAAGUGACCUUCACUGA